UUUAGGAUGCAGGAUGUGCACAAGGAGCGCGAUGUGGCGCAACACCGGUGCACAGUUCCAAUGAGCACAGUUAUGGCAGCGCACUUUUACCUGGAAUUCGCCCUUUACCAUGAGCACUAAACUUUACUGUUAAAAAUCUCCACUUAAGUCGGAGAUGCUCCUUCCUUGCUGAUGGCGGUGAGCCGGCUCGAUGUGCUCUACCGGAGGCUUCUCCUCACCAAACUCUUCAUCCAAGGAUGGGGAAAGCCAGAGGAACUGAAACGGAUAUUCGAGUUUAGGAAAAUCAUCGGCGAUCGGGAAAAAUGUAAGAACCUCGUACCACGGGACUAUCCGGUCUCCAUCGACAAGGUGGAGGAUCACUCGGACUGCAGGAUUCACAGCGGCCAUUUCAUUUCCCCGCUCGAACACCUGGUCCCGGGCAUCUUGCCAGCAGAAUCAGUGAAAGCCAGCUUUCAGUUUAUAGUGCCUAAAAAAUGGAGGCAGCACAGGCCGGUGUGCAUCCAUCUGGCAGGAACAGGAGAUCAUUUUUUCUGGAGGAGGCGCAUCCUCAUGGCCAGACCCAUGAUCAGAGAGGCGGGAAUGGCGUCCCUGCUGCUGGAAAACCCGUAUUAUGGAUACAGAAAACCUAAAGACCAGAAGCGGUCCAGUCUGAAGAACGUAUCUGAUCUGUUUGUGAUGGGCGGAGCUCUCAUCGUGGAGUCGGCUGCUCUCCUGCACUGGUUAGAGAGAGAGGGCUUUUGGCCCCUGGGCAUGACCGGGAUCUCCAUGGGAGGCCAUAUGGCAUCUUUAGCUGUAACCAACUGGCCCAAGCCAAUUCCUCUGAUCCCUUGUCUUUCCUGGACCACUGCGUCGAGUGUCUUCACCACUGGGGUGUUAAGCAGAGCUGUGAACUGGAGGGAACUUGAGAAGCAGUACGCCACACACACCGCCUACGAGGACGAGAUCGUCCACAUGCUGGAGUACUGCGGGACGGACUCUUUCCGGAUGGGCCAGGACUUUGUACGGGAUGCCCCAGGCAGCUUCGACAAACUCUCAAACAUGUCCCUGUCUCCUGAGCUGCUGUUGCAGCAUAGGGACGCCCGGGAUAGUUUGGAGCGCAUGCUGUCGUCCUCUAUCGGAGGCAGUCGGACGCACGUCAGCGCACUUCGCGGCAGGAGCGCAAGUCACAGUGUGGGCCAGCAUCGCUCGCUGCAGAGGGAGUCACUCUGCUUCAUGAAGGGCGUGAUGGAUGAGUGCACACACAUCGCCAACUUCUCAGUGCCGGUCGAUCCCGGUCUGAUUAUCGUCGUCCAGGCCAAAGAAGAUGCCUACGUGCCCCGGUCUGGCGUGCGCAGCCUGCAGGAGGUCUGGCCUGGCUGCGAGGUUCGCUACCUGAACGGGGGUCACGUUACGGCCUAUCUGUUUAAACAGGCGGUGUUCAGACGGGCCAUUUAUGAUGCCUUCGAGCGGUUUGUUCAGAAGUAUCCCUUAUUAUUAUAGCCUCGUAUCCUCCGCCGUGUUGUUCUAACACCUACAACAACACACCAGGACUCUGAACGGAUCUUGAACCUAAACCUCUCAACACCAUGGUGCUACUGGAGACAUUUACACAUCAUCAUUAUUACAGUAUAAAGUUUAUAGACAUUUCUGAACUAUAUUUUUAACAUCAUGCCUUCAGAACUAAAGCCAAACUGUAUUUCAUCCACGCCGUCUAUUAUUAUUUUUUUGUUAUUAAACUAUUACUAUUAUUUUUAAACAUCCUCAGACAUAUGUUUGAACCCCAGAUACAUUUAUUAAUCACAGUUCACUGCCAAAAUGAAAACAGCGUGCAUUAUGUUAUAAAUCAUCUUUUAUGAUUAAAAAUUUAAGUAUUAGAAUUUACAAAGGUGUUUUUUUUUUAUUUAUUAAAUAAUGUAUUUCUUAAAUCUAAUAAAUACUUUUUCAACCCCUUACAUUUCUGUAUCUCAACUAUAAAAUAAAAAACACAUUUUGAAGAC
This is a messenger RNA of Clarias gariepinus (North African catfish), 1976 nucleotides long. RefSeq names its product abhydrolase domain containing 18 (gene abhd18). The transcript is spliced from 13 exons. The record is from RefSeq and is a predicted model, not a curated record. The coding region runs from base 172 to 1479 and encodes 435 amino acids. NCBI's taxonomy places the organism in Eukaryota, Metazoa, Chordata, Actinopteri, Siluriformes, Clariidae.